CCAAAAGCCACUAGUACAUAACUACAUAUACGUGUAAAGACAUAGAUGAGACGAAGCAGCACCACCAUAGCUCUAUGCAAUGAAAUGCUUCAAGUUUUGUGUACCUGUUCACCCCACAAGCCUCACAUCAAACAGUGUGGGCAAGUUGGAUUUGAAGCUAGAAACGUUGAGUCUUUGUGGGGAAUUUUCAAGUGGGUUAGUGAAAAAGUUGAGGGUUUUAAGCAUAAACCUCAGUCAUGUGAGGUCAUGGCCUCAAUGCUUGUCCGAGUGGGAUUGCUUAGAGAAGUUGAGUUCUUGCUUUCCACAAUGGAAAGUAAAGGAGUUUCGUUGGAUAGUCAAGAAAUUUACAGUGAUUUGAUUGAAGGGUAUGUUGGUAUUGGUGAGUUAGAUAGGGCCAUUUCGGUAUAUGAUCAAAUUAGGGGGCGUGUAGUGCCAUCAUUGCAGUGUUGUUGUGUUCUACUUGAUCAAUUGGUGGGAAUGAGGAAGACCGAAUUGGCGUUUCAAGUUUGUAGUGAUAUGGCAGAAAUGGGUUUUGAUUUGAGAGAUGUGAAGAAGGCCACAUUUGAGGGUGUCAUUAGACUGCUUGGCAGGGAUGGAAAGAUUCAGGAGGCAAGAAAUUUUGUCAUGAAGGCUAUGGCUUUCAAACUCAAGCCUAGCAACUUAGUUUUAAAUGAAGUUGCUUAUGGAUAUUGUGAGAAGAAGGACUUUGAUGAUUUGAUGAGCUUCUAUGCUGAGAUUAAGUGUGCCCCAGAAGUUAUGGCUGGGAAUAGGAUUAUGCAUUCUCUUUGUAGCCAUUUUGGGACAAGAAGAGCAGAACCUUAUUUGCAAGAAUUAGAAAUUUUAGGCUUCAAUCCUGAUGAGGUAACCUUUGGACUCAUGAUUGGCUGGAGCUGUCGUGAACGAAAACUUAAAAGUGCCUUUGUUUACCUAUCAGAGAUGUUGGGAAGACACCUAAACCCCCAUAUAUGUAAUCAGCGGGGUAUUUAUGGAGGGUAUGUGGAAGCAUGCUGGGAAGGUGUUUGAUGAGAUGGUAGAUAGGGGGACUACACCUGAUUUGUCGACUUUCAGGAUUCUCUUAGCAGGCUAUUGUAAAGUUAGAAAAUUUGUUGAAGCCAAAAGGAUAGUUUUGAUAUGGCAAGCCAUGGACUGAUUCAAAACUCUUCGGAUGAGGAUCCGCUAUCCAAAGCAUUUAUGGUUCUGGGUUUCAAGCCAUUAGCUGUGACAUUGAAGAGAGAUAAUGAUGUUGAGUUUGCUAAAACAGAGUUUUAUGAUGAUCUUGGGAAUGGACUUUAUUUGGAUACAGACCUGGAUAAGUAUGAGAAAAGAAUCACUGGGAUCCUAGAAGAUUGCAUGGUACCUGAUUUUUACUCUCUUAUGAUGAAAGAAUGCACUCUUGGAAAUUUGAAGGGUGCAUUGGUUUUGGUAGAUGAAAUGAUCCGGUGGGGACAAGAUUUGUCAUUGUCUAUGAUGUCCGACUUACUGAAAGGGCUUUCUGCAUCCCAUUUACAUACCAAGGGAAUCACCAGCAUUGUAGAUAAAAAGCUUCACUUGGUAAAUCAGCUAGACCAAGAAACUCUAAACUUUCUUGCCCAAGCAUACGGCAAGAAAGGAUUGACAUAUAAUACAAGGAUAGUGGUGAAUGGAAUGAUAGAAAGGCAUCUGAAAAUCAACAAUGAGACUUACACUGCUUUAGUAAAAGGUUUUUGUAAGAAAGGAAACUUUGAGGGAGCUGAAUGCUUGUUGGAAUAUUGCUCAAAAUGACGGAUGGUUACCAGGGCUGGAAGAUUGUAAACCCUUGAUUGAAUGUCUUUUCCAUAAAGAAAUGCUAAGAGAAGCAGUGCAGCUUCUUGAAAGCAUUCUGAUAUCCUACCCAGACUUAAGGUCAGAAAUGUGUCAUAUGAUCCUUGACAAGCUUUUGUUACCGGUUGUACAGGAAUUGCAAGCAUAUUGUUAGAAGAACUUGAACAGCGUGGUGGCAUCCUGGAUCAGAUGGCUUAUAACAAUAUUAUUAGAGGAUUGUGUAGGGGCAAGAAUUUUCAUGUGGCCUUUACAGUGCUGGCUAAAAAUUUGGCCCCUUGUUUGGAUGUUACUGUCCAAUUAAUUCCUCAGUUGUGUAGGGCUGAUAGAUUUGGAAAAGCAGUUAACUUGAAAGAGAUUGGUCUAAGAGAGAACUCUUCCUAUUCACUUUCUCUAGAUCGUGCAUUGAUAAAAGGCGGCAGUAUUUCAGGGAAAGUUACAGAAGCAACCACUCUACUACAGAAUAUGUUGUUAAAGCGGAUACCUCCUGAUGCUGAAAUUUACCAAAUUUCUGGUUCAGGGUCAUUGCAAGGUUAAUGACUUGAAGAAAGUUUGGGAGCUACUUUGUGUCGUGACAAGAAAAGGUUUCGACAUAUUACUCUCAACUUACCGCAACUUGGUGUGUUUGAUGCGUCUGGAAGGUAGGGUUCUUCAUGCAUGGAAAUUGACUGAGCUUAUGAUUGGACAAAGUGAUCCUCAUGAUCUCAGCAUCUACAAUAUUCUGAUAUUCUAUAUUUUCCCAACCGGGAAUACUUUGCUUGUCAAGAAAGUUGUGGAGCAUUUGCAAGAGAAGAAAUUGCUACUUGAUGAAGUAACUCACAACUUUCUUGUACUUGGGUUUUGUAGAGUAAUAAUCAGAUUUGAUCCCACGGUACACUCCCUCAAGGUGAAGCUUUCAAGGAGCAGACAAGAAGAGAAUAGAUGUGCCAAAAAAAAACUGAAUCAACCACAACAUUACUUAGACAAAGAGUUGUAAGGUGACAGAAUAGGUUAAAAUCAGUAGGAGGUUUUAGAAGACAUCUAUGCAGUGACAAUUGCUUUAGGGUUGAUGAGUUCAACUCUGAAAGGAUCCAGUGGGGAAAAACAUGAAGAUUAUCAUCAGACUCAAAAAUGCCUCUAAAUAGCUGAAGAUUGAGCACUUCAACUCCCUUUGUAAUUGCAAAACGAACCCAUUUGUCAAUAUCUUCAGUACAUUCUCCAUCCAAAAAGAAUGCCACUUUGAAAGAAUCGACCUUCUUGCCAGAGUAGAGCUCCAAAAAUUCAUUCACACGUUUUAUAUAGCAUUGUCUGCUGAAUCGACGAACCAAAAUCGGAAAGCUAUUUUUUCCUUCAUUUUCUACAACAAGUUGAUUGUAUUUGCCCCUGAAAAUGUUUGGAAUGUCAAAUACAAGAUAGGGGCAUGUCAAUGUCAGAUGCUUCCAUAGGUGCCUCCAUUGGCGGGACACCAUGCUAGUCUCAACUGCAUCUUUUAGUUUUAGCAAUGAAAGUAUGAAGGACAGAACGAGAUACGGUAGGUCAGUUAUCCGAUCCUCGCCCUCAGCCUUAAA
Molecule: messenger RNA, 3344 nt
Organism: Rosa chinensis
Lineage: Eukaryota; Viridiplantae; Streptophyta; Magnoliopsida; Rosales; Rosaceae
Product: pentatricopeptide repeat-containing protein At5g15280, mitochondrial-like
Exons: 2
Coding region: 46-1023 (325 amino acids)
Molecular function (GO): protein binding
Source: RefSeq, a predicted model, not a curated record